AUGCUUGCAUUCAUGCAGUUGAGGCAGUUCUACCGAACUGGCGGUACGUUCUAUCGUGCAGCCAAUAAAAUGGUGGUGUCUUCGAAAGCUGUAACUCCGUUCAUCGCAUCUCGGGCAUGUGUUGCAAGCACUGCCGCAGCAGAGGAAUUGCCACACAGUCACGCGAAAACUUUCCUGGUGGAGCGCAUCCUGGCAGCGGGCAUGGUUCCUUUAUUUGCCACAUCGUUGUUCGUCCACAACGUUUAUGUCGACUAUACGCUGGCCUGCGCUGUUGCCUUGCACGUUCAUUGGUAAGU
This is a messenger RNA of Soboliphyme baturini, 296 nucleotides long. NCBI's taxonomy places the organism in Eukaryota, Metazoa, Nematoda, Enoplea, Dioctophymatida, Soboliphymatidae. The record is from the annotation of a GenBank genome assembly.